Diutina rugosa is the source of this 447-nucleotide messenger RNA. RefSeq lists its product as uncharacterized. NCBI's taxonomy places the organism in Eukaryota, Fungi, Ascomycota, Pichiomycetes, Serinales, Debaryomycetaceae. The transcript has a single exon. The coding region runs from base 1 to 447 and encodes 148 amino acids. The record is from RefSeq and is a predicted model, not a curated record.
AUGUCGAGACAGAGUUUUGCGCGCCACUUCAAGCACCACGUCCACGCCAAAGUGCACAUGGUCCAACCGCCGGCGCUGACGGCCCAGGUCCAGCUGAUGUUGAAGCAGUUUGCGCAGGUGGGCAACUUGGAGUAUUUCCGCAUUCUGAAGCCGCUGGCGUCUCAAUUUGGCACCGAGAUUACCGUCACUUACUCGCCGCUGUGCCGCCAACAAGUGUUGGGCAAGAUGUUGUUUGACAAGCACGGCGACGUCAUCAACUUGCUGGGCCGUACCGACCCCGCCGACGCCGCUAGAGAGAACCACGGCCGUUUGGUUGAACGUUUACAACAGUUUAUUGGCGAAGACGGCCGUUUCAAGUCGGUUACGUUUAAGGAAAGAGCGCAACUGGAUGAUGUGGUUAAAGCCAACGUGGCGGGACAAACUAAGGUGAAUGAUGUCACCGCCUAA